Molecule: messenger RNA, 7217 nt
Organism: Sitodiplosis mosellana (orange wheat blossom midge)
Lineage: Eukaryota; Metazoa; Arthropoda; Insecta; Diptera; Cecidomyiidae
Product: protein bunched, class 2/F/G isoform-like
Exons: 7
Coding region: 1967-5560 (1197 amino acids)
Biological process (GO): regulation of transcription by RNA polymerase II
Source: RefSeq, a predicted model, not a curated record
GUUGUUGAUUCAGCGCUCACUUCACAGUGCACAGAAAAUGGCCGAAAAGCUGCAGAGAAAUUUUUUUUGUUGAGAAUUGUCUUGUUUCGAUCACAGUAUUGUUCAAUUUAUAGGUGGUUCAUUUAGAUUAAUCGCCAUAAAAACGUAAACGUAGUCGAUUGAAACGCGAAAAACCGAAAUUAAACAGUGUUUUCUGGGCUAUUUAUUGAGUUUUUUCUGCCGUGUUCGAAAUUCGAUUUGCAAACCUCACCAAGAAUUUUUCCUUUCUUUUUGUGGAUAUUUUCUCUCUUCGAAAUCAAUUUCAUCCGAAGUGAUUAAGUGUGUGUUUUUAUUUGAUUAUUUUUUUUCGUGCUUCUGCAACAUCUGAAUUGACAAUUCAAAUUGUGCUGAAUCGUAUAAAAAUAUGAAGUGCCCCUAACAAAAUAAGCAACAACAAAAAGAAAUCGUAUUGUUUUAAGUUUUAAUACUUGAUUUUGAUGGUCCCAAAUGUGCGCAUCGUUCUAUAUACAGUCAAAUUAACACAGAACAAAUUACAGAAAGCAGAAAAAAAAUAUAUAUUUGGAAUAUGAUUGUGGUAAAUUGUCAUACAGAAAAAACCUGAAUGCAAAAAACCAUACACAACACCAGUUAAUCCAAUACGUGCAACAACAACAACAAAUACAGUAACGAAGGAAGAAAAGAAACGAAGAAGGUUCAUCAGACCAAGAAAAAAAAGAGAAGAGUAUUUUGCUGCAAUAAAAUGAAAAGAGUGUGCAAAAGAAGUGCAUUAUAACGAUUUUGAUAAAACUCCGUGUGCUCUCUCUCGCUCACUCUCUCUGUGUUUUUAAGGCUGAAAUAUAUAGAUUUUAUUUUUCUCUUCGAUUCAAUUCAUUGUGCAUAGUGUGUGUAUGAAUAAAAUUACUCAAUUUUAUUUUUGUCAAUUGCAAGCAACCAUAAGCCAACCCAAAAGCGUAAUAAAGACGGAACAACUUAUCAGCAGAUUUUGCAUUUCGUUUUUUUUUUGUCGGAAAAUAUAAAAAAACAACAAUAACAAAUACAAUACACGACGAUAUAGUAUAUAAUAACAAUAAGGCCAAUCGUUUUAAAUUAGUUUUUGGUUUCGAAUCAUUCGAUUGUUCAACUCCGAGAUCGUUGAUUCACUACCCUGUGCCUCGUGUAUGAGUGUGUUUGUGUGUGAGUGAGUGCACAAAUUUGUUUGCUUCGUUAUAUAUUUUUCGCGUUUUGGUUUUUGCCAAAGCGAAUUGCAAAACAAAAAGGAGAAAAAAAAAUUAUAUACAAUAAUAAAACUGAAGUUGUGCAAUUUGUGCCCCUAGCAGCAGAGUGACACUAAAUCACGAACACACCAAAAAACAGACCAAAACUUAAAACGGUACAUUUGAAGAGAAAGAAAAAACAAAAAAAAGGGUGAAUCGCGAAAAGUGAGUGAGAGAAAAACAGAAUUCGAUAAAGAGAAAAAAAAAGAAAAUCGAAUACGAAAAACAUUGCACAAAAAUCAUAAAACACAUACAGAUAACGAAUUACGUCCACAAAAUACAAAUGCAAAUACAUUGACGUACAAGUACAUACACAACAGAAACGACGACGACGACGACGAAGACAACGGUUCAGUUCAGUGUGCCCAGUGUAUUUGAUUAGCAAUUGUGUCGGUGUGUAUAGCGAAAAGUAUUUCGAAUCGAACAUAGUAACGAGUGAGAAACAGCGAAAAACGUCAUCUCGUCAUCCACACACAGCAACAGCAGUUCACUCACAGGCGAUAUUGAGUGUGUGUGCGUGCAUGUAUUAUUCGAUUUGCUACAGUUUUAUUUCGUUAUUUUUUCUUUCUGUUUGUCGUGAGUGUGUGUGUGUGUGUGUUUGAAGCGCAAUACGGUUCGUCAUUUGUAGACAAGCAUAUUUCAGCUGACAUAAAAAAAAAAGACAGAAGCGAAAGAAAAAAAGGCAACAAAAACUAAAAGCGUUGAAGCCAACUAUGUCUUCUUCGCAAACCAAUGCAACAACAGCAGCAACAGCAGUAAAUCAUCAUCAUCGAAAUAACAAAGCCAAUGCAAAAGUCGUACAGAGAACGACUAGCGAAAGUCUCCGGUUAUCAAUGAAUAGCAAUUGUAUUGAUGGUAAUGUGCUGGCAAAUGGAAACACAAAUUUCAGUAGUGGAUUGACUGCAAACAGUGUCGGAUCAACAACUAUUUCGAAUAAUUUACAAAAUAAUACACAGCAAACAUUUGUGCCACCUACGGCAACCCUGCUGAUGACAAAUAAUGGAAAGUUUCAAACAAAUUCCACCACAACUUCGGCCUUCGUAACUUUGCCCGACAUCAAUAUGGAUAUGAAACCGAAAACAUCAUCCUAUCAAAUCACAUCGAUUACCGUGGGCACCAGAACCAGUGCUGAUGAAGAUUCAGCGGACGAUUUAGACGAAUCUCAUACCACAGACGAAAAUAGCCGUGUCACCGACAUGGAAAACGAAACGCCUAGCUAUUCCGAAGACUCGAACAUGUAUUCGAAGGACGACGUAUUUGCGACGGCAUAUGCGCACGGUAUACCCAUUAUGCAGAACAAUAUGUCAGCUGAUCUAACGAAUUGUGUGAAUAGCAAUCAAGUUGGCAAGAAAUUGCCGGACGUUCGUGUUAAUUGUGUUACGACAGCGGUUGAUAAAAACAAAGGUGUCGAAAUUAAAGGCAGUGAACGAUUUAAGGUGGUCAAAAUCGAAAGUAUUGAACCGUUCAAACGUGGACGGUGGACGUGCAUGGACUAUUUGGAUCAAUCGGCGAAGCAAGUGCAAAUGAAUUUCGGCGGUAAUGGUAAAACGGUUGCAACAAACGAUAGCGGUGUUGUGUUGACAGAGAAUUUUAACGAUACAACGAUGACGACGAAACAAAAGAAACAGGCCAAAACGGUUCAAACGGAAAUGUUGCCGAAUCAAAACCAAAAUGCGGCCGUACAAGCGGCUCAUUUGAUUUCUGGUCAAAGUGCACCGGCCAUGGCCAAUGAAAACACAUCGCCGGGCCAGACGUUGCAACAACCGUUGCAAAAUAGUUUCGCGAAUGUGGUGAACAAUCAGAAUAUGCAGUCGGCGGCUGUGUUACAGUCGAACACUGUUCAAGAGGUUCACCAGCAGCAACAGCAACAACAGCAAUUGCAGCAGCAGCAACAACAACAGCCACAACAACAACAACAGCAGCAACAGCCACAGCAACAUCAAACACAACCCGUGGCCGCGUUUCAUCAUCCAGUCGGAACACAUAAUGUGCAACAAGGCCAAAGCCUACCGCCCCAAAUUAUGUCACAUGUUAUACCUCAAAUGCAACAGAAUCAUCAAAUUCAAGCCACACCGAACGCGGUCCAACAACAUCAAAUGGCCGUUUCGCAUGGACAAUUACCAAACUUCCAGCCCCAACAACAACAACAACAACCGCAACAACAACCGCAACAAUAUUCGAAUACGUCAAUGGGCGGCAGUCAAAGUGCACACAACACACAAACAAUUCCAAUGCAACAAAUCCACGAAAUUCAUCAAUACCAACAACAAUACCAGAACAAUCUCCAAAAUCAACAAGCUGCCCAGCAAUACUACAACCAAAUCGCCACAGAUAACUCAAACAAUGUGUACCAAAAGCCACAAAUGCAGCAACAACAACAGCAACCACAAUAUCAGGCGCAAAUGCAGCAAUUCUCUGGUCAAUACCAACAGCAAAUGCCAACCAAUCAGCAGCAAUUUCAAGCGCAAACGGCCAUGCCAACGCAACAACAAAUGCAAAUGCAAUCGCAGCAACAGCCACAAGUGAGCUAUCCACACGGUCAAACGUUGCCAGCAAAUGCAUUGCAGGGCAUUGUGACGACUGGAACUCAUAUGGCUGGUCUUCCCAUAGCAUCACAAAUACCCCCGACAAUGGUGAAUGUGUCGCACCAACAAGCCAUGAGCAUGGGACAUUUACCAAACAAUAUCGAACUGAACAUGAACAUGCCGUCGGGAAUGAAUCCAAUGGCUGUCAAUCAUUCAGGAUAUAUUCCGCAGCAGCAAGUUCCACAUUCACAACAAGCCCAAAUGCAUUCACAACCGACAUCAGUCGUGAGCAGCUCAAUGCAUAUUCAGCCACAAAAUCAAAAUUAUGCAAACCAAAAUCAAACGAUAGCCAGUAAUGUUGCUGCCGUGCCAUAUUCGAUAGGAAUUCAAGCAACACAUGAUGCGAAUGUCAUGCAACAGGCGACCAGUCAAAUGAACAAUGUGAAUCAAUCGAAUGUGAAUCUUCAGCCGAAUUAUGUGAACUCAGCGAUACCAACACAACCGACACAGUCCUCGGCAAUGAUUCAGCAAACGCAACCCGUUCUAGUGCAUCCAAUUCAAGCAACAGCUCAGCAAACUGUUGUGACUAAUCCGAACCGAAAUAAUGUGAUAAGCAGUGAAACAGGAAACGCUGCACAAAAUAUAAGUAACGUGAUUACAUCGUCUUCUUCGAAUAUUGCGCCAAACGUAGGCAACACGAACAACGUGAAUGCGAGUGUAACAAAUGCUAAUGUGAACAACACGAUCAAUGACCCAGACACGGUUUCUGUUGAUGGACCAACAAAAAUGCCAGUAGUCAACGCAACUGCCACCGAUGACGGGCAAUCGGUCGACGAGAGUGAAAGUCAUGAGCUAGAAUCUCCAUUCUUUGUUCUUCCCUUAAACGAAAUCACUUUAGAACCGAGCGAAAAAUUUUAUACAAAUAUGGUAAUGCAAAAUCCACUAGAAAAUCCCACAAAUUUAGCAACCGUCACAACUGAAAAUCGCACAAAUGACGCAUCUACCUCCUCAAAUUGUGUUGCACAAAAUUUUACGCAAUCAAUGCCGGACAACGCAAUGCGAGCCGGCUCCCAGCCACCAUCAACAUACACAACGCAAUCGUUAACCAGUCCAAUCAAAGGGAUCAUUCCACGCUUACAGCGCGAAGAAUCAGAAGGGAUUCCAAUACCGGGUCGUGCACAAAGUCACGACGAUAUUCGUUUGUUUGGCACGGGCAGUGGCUAUAAUUCACCCAAUUCGAAUUAUUGCAUCAGCCCAAAUAGUCCACGCGGACAGUAUAUGUACGGUUGUUCACCGGUCGGAAUGAAUUCAUCGCCACCGAUCAAUUAUAAUAGCAGUUCGUAUUUGACAAAAGGUGGCUACAGCGUUGCACGUCGUGUACUCAGCCGAGCCACAUCGCCACUGUCAAGCAGUGUGCCCGGCAACAACACCUACAUCAAUGCACCCAACAAAUUCAACGCCAGCACAAACAACCGAAACAUUGCUGUUAGUAACAACUGCAGCAGCGCUUCUGGAACCAGUGCAGUUGCAAUCGACAACAAGAUCGAACAAGCAAUGGAUCUUGUAAAAUCGCAUUUAAUGUUCGCCGUGCGCGAGGAAGUCGAAGUACUCAAGGAGAAAAUAUCCGAGCUCAUGGAUCGGAUAAAUACGCUUGAAGUGGAGAACACAAUAUUGAAGGCGAAUGCAUCGCAGGAGACAUUAACCAAAUUGACAACGGCCGCCCCAACCAAAACCACACAUACCGCGACCAACUCAAACCCAUCCAACGGACCAAUUUCAUAAGCCGUGUUCAUCAAUUCUGCACAAGUCAUUCAAAACGCGACAGAGACAUUUUUUUAGCAAAAAAAAGAAGAAGAAAGAAGCAAAGCGCCAAAUCUGCAACAGACAAAAAUGCGCCGUCGUUUUUUAAUUUGAUUUCUCACCACUUUUGAAUCGAAAAAAAGAAAUGAGAAUAAGAAUUAAUUUUCUUUCAUCGCAAAAUGUAAAACACAACAUCAAUUCGCAAUCAAUCGAAUGCUCGACAUACCAUUUAGAAAAGAAAAACUGAUCACUGCUUUCGAUGAUCACAAAUUGCGAACUGAAGUGAUUUUACGUGAGAAAAAAAAAGAAAGAAGCAAAAAUCUUCAUUUUUGGCUUUUAAUCCAAAUUUUGCGAUAAAACACACAUUAUGCUUUGUUACUCUUGCGUGUAAUUCACUAAGAAAAAAAAACACACAAAGAAAUUAACAAAUAUUUAAUUCGCAUAUCUGCAUUGAAUGAACAAGCAAACAUAUUAUAAUUUUGUGAUAAUUUCUCCGAAAUCAACAACAACCAAAAUAUACAUAAAAAAAAAUGAACUGUAAUAUUUAAAAAUGAACACGGCUGGAUUUUAGCCAGAGACGUAAAAAGACACAACAACACAUAAACACACACAGUUCAGACGUCGGCAGAACGGUGAAGCAGAAGAUAGGAAAAUCUUUUGUGGUCGCGAAAUAUUGCUGCGCCACGGUGUAGUCCAUAACACACACAAGUCGUUGGAUGUGCAGCGAGAACAUUGGACGAUAUGAUGAUGAUGACACAUUGAAGUGACACCCCCCCCAUUGCUGCCCAUCGUAAUCGACAUACGGAAUAAAUCACUUCCGAAACAACAAAUGAUAUGCACAACCGUUCAAACAUCCACAUUUCCAUGGUGUUGAGAACGAUUUUGUUGCAAAUGAAAAUGUAUGAAAAAAAAAUCAACAAAAAAUUAUGCAAAUAUUGAUGUAAAUUACAAACACAAACACAUAAAAUAAUGAUGGAUUAUCAAAAAAAAAAACAAUAUAUUUAAUUGAGAUUGUAUUGUGAAACACCUGAUCGACGUGUUAGACUGCAAUAUAAAUGUUGAUAGUUUAAUUACUACAAAUUCGCAAUAAGAUUCAAUAACUUAUUAUUUUAAAUGUAUAAUGAUUAUUAAGAGCAAAACUGAAAAAGAAAAAAAAACAUGAAAAAACCAUAGAUCAGAUGAAGAAAAAAAAACAAACAAUAAAUAUAUAUAUGAAUAAAAUGAACAAAAUACAUCAAUUGAACUGUAAUACACAUUUUAUUAUUUAAACAAAAAAAACCCUUUUUCUGUUUUCUCUGACGAAAAUCUGACACAGUCACACCCACACACACUCAAGAAAUAUAAUUGUAAACGCGUUUUAACAUAAAACUAUAACAGCAACAAUUACAACAAUAACAAAAAAACCUAGCACAUUCAUCAAAUAUAUACAUUUUAAUAUUGAAGUCAUUGAGCAGAGAGAUCGAAGUUAAGAGAAAACACACAUAGCAAUUAAUUUCUGUUAAAACACCUAAUGUAACUGAUAUAAAAGCAAAAUACUAUUAUAUAUGAGCAAACAAGAAUAUUCUUUGUGAUCUUAAUGCGAAAGAAGUCAAAUAAAUGGACAGAGAUGAAAAAAUCAGUCGAAAAAAUGAAACAUAAA